Molecule: messenger RNA, 2118 nt
Organism: Alternaria burnsii
Lineage: Eukaryota; Fungi; Ascomycota; Dothideomycetes; Pleosporales; Pleosporaceae
Product: c6 zinc finger domain-containing protein
Exons: 2
Coding region: 1-2118 (705 amino acids)
Biological process (GO): positive regulation of transcription by RNA polymerase II
Cellular component (GO): nucleus
Molecular function (GO): DNA-binding transcription factor activity, RNA polymerase II-specific; zinc ion binding; transcription cis-regulatory region binding
Source: RefSeq, a predicted model, not a curated record
AUGCCCACACUGGCUCAAGACAAGGUUUUGGCGAGAGAUCUGAAGGCUAAAAAGACCAAAUCCAGGAACGGAUGUGGUCGAUGCAAGCUCAAGAGGCUCAAGUGUGACGAGACCGCUCCCGGUUGCUUGCAGUGCAAGAAAAGGAACGUCGCAUGCCCUGGCUACGAGAAGACUCUGAAAUGGUCGACAAAGUAUGAAGUCUUCAACCCUGCCCAGUCCAAGUCCACCUCUCCUAGGCCUAGAUCGACACCUGACGCCACCUCUGCUGUCCCUACGGCUGCCAAAUCUCCCCUUCCCCAAAAUGUCGCCAGCGGCAUAGAGGCUGCGUUGGCUGCCGUACUCCCUGCAGGCAGGAAGAACAUCACCCCUACACAGCAACUCUCAACAACACAGACUUCAUCAGCAAUCCCAUCUCCACCGAGCUUCGAGGAACCAGCCUCAAUACACGAGUCCUCUACCGAGGAUGGUGACUCUCCCCGCGAGUACGAGCCCUUCCCCAUGGAGGAUGUUAACAACAUGGAUCCUAUCAUGCUUGACGGAUUCGCCGAUGCUAUGCAAAUGCCCAACGAAGACUUCAACUUCGACCCAUUUGAGACCAUCGACUUCGACUCUGGAUCACUGGAGGACCUUACCUUUGACAUGCAAGACCUUUCACAGAAGCAAGACAUGACUUCCUCGUCAUUACCUACAAUGGAACGAGAUUCAACACGGGAAUCCAGCCCCAGGCUCUCGCGCUCAUUGCUUCUCGACUUGUAUCGUCUUCCAAGUCCUUCUCCAGACCCAUCCUCACCGGAUGAUGUAGAGUCGCUGCUCGUCCAGCAUUACUUCAAGGACGUUUGUGGUGUAUUUUCUUCUUUUGAUUCUGUUCUUAAUCCUUUCCGGACUACCAUUGGCCGCAUCUACAAGGAGUGUCCUUCCAUCAACUAUGCGAUCCAAUCCAUGGCUGCCGCGCACCUGGCUAACACCUUCCCCAACAUGGCGGCAACAGGCCUUGAGCUACAGCGCAAGGCUCGUGAGGCAUUGGAAGCAGAGCUCCCACUUGCACAAAGGGACCACAAAAGCACGACCAAAACUUUCUUGAGCAUCAUGCUACUGGGUCUCACUACAUCAUGGCACGACAGCAACGCACUUGGACUAGAGUACCUAUCUCUCGCAAGGGAUCUGAUCCUUCCUAAGCUCUUCAGCCGGUCAGGAGGAAUCGAGUUCGAGCGUGAAGCGCAGUUCUUUGAGGAAUCCUUGAUCCAUUGGGAGAUGCUCAUGGGCUUCGUAACAGAAGACGCAAUGAGUUUCUCUCCCAAGUCAGGACUGCGACCGAGCAUCACCUCCAAGAAGACCACUCCUGCUGCACGCGGACCACAAGGCAAGAUUGUUCCUCAUCCUUGGACAGGCAUCGCACCUAUGAUUCACUUCCUGUUCGCUGAGGUCGGUCGCCUGGUUCGUAAGGAGCGCUCAAUGGACCGUGAAUCCUCUAUGGACCUCCGUCGACGACAGGAAAACCUUCAGAACGCCGCAUCACUCGAAGAAGACCUUCUAGCUGUCGAUUAUCCAUCGGUUGACCAGGUCAUUGACACGGGUGAUGAACGUACUCCUAAGGAACACUUCGUCACCAUUGCUGAGGCAUAUCGUCUUGCUGGCUUGUUGGAGAUCUACCGCGUCUUCCCUUCCAUUCUUCGCAAGCGUUUGGGAUCAGACAAGCCUAAGGGCUCCGACAACAUGAACCUUGACUUCCCAGCCCCACGAUUUGAGACAGUGUACGAGGAUACCGACAUGAAGUUAUGGCUCAACUCUCUUGCGAUGCACAUCAUCGGCUCGCUUCAGUCUCUGCCCUCUUCGUCUGGUACAUUCUGUAUUCAGCCUCUUCUGCUCGUCGUUGCUGCCUCUGAGCUGAAGUUCGUCUCAUCGAUUGACUUCUUUGAUGUCCAGGCCAAUGACUCAGAGAUUGUUGGUGCUCGCGAGUUCGUCAUUAGGCGCUUGCAAGAGUUCGCCCUUAGGCUACCUAAUAAGCCCCUUCGCAAGAUGAUUCAGCUUAUCAAGGAGACAUGGCGCCAGUCCGAUGAGGGCCAUGAUGCCUUCUGGAUCGACGUCAUGAACGAAAAGGGUUACCACACCAUCAUGUGA